UUUCCCCCUCCCCCCCCCGCGGGUUCUUCGCUGCGAAGAAAAUGGCGGCGGCGCCGAGCGGAGAUGAAGAGAGACUGGAAGAAAAAUCUGAAGACCAAGAUUUACAUGGUCUAAAGGACAAAUCCUCCAAAUCUAAAAAAUUCAAGAAAGAGCGGAAAGAAGAAAAGCAACAUGAGCAUGCCCAGCCCUCUGUGGAGCCAGCUGAGGCAGGCAAGGCAGAAAUGUCUGAAGGAGCUGGAACUGCUCCAGCUGUACCUGAAGCUUCUGCAUCUCCAAAACAGCGCCGUUCUGUCAUCCGAGAUCGUGGCCCCAUGUAUGAUGAUCCCACUUUGCCUGAGGGCUGGACUCGCAAACUCAAGCAGAGAAAAUCCGGGCGCUCGGCGGGAAAGUAUGACGUCUAUCUUAUCAACCCCCAAGGCAAGGCCUUCCGUUCUAAAGUUGAGCUCAUCGCCUACUUUGAGAAGGUGGGGGACACUUCGCUGGAUCCUAAUGAUUUUGAUUUCACGGUGACUGGACGUGGGAGCCCCUCACGACGAGAACAGAAGCCUCCUAAGAAAACUAAAGCUCCUAAAUCUCCUGGCACAGGCCGCGGACGGGGUCGGCCUAAAGGUAGCGGCUCUACCAAAUCUAGAGGAACUGCUUCAGAAGGCGUACAGGUAAAAAGGGUAAUUGAGAAGAGUUCGGGAAAGCUGCUGGUCAAGAUGCCUUUGCAGUCGUCUUCAAUGGGAACAAAGGCAGAAGGAACAGGUGGGGCCACCACCUCAGCACAGGUCAUGGUCAUCAAGCGUCCUGGACGUAAACGGAAACCUGAAUCAGAUCCCCAGGCUGUACCUAAGAAACGGGGACGAAAGCCAGGCAGCAGUGCCGUAGCAGCUAUUGCCGAAGCUAAAAAGAAAACAGUCAAGGAGCCAGUCAUCCAGGCAGUCCGGGAGACAGUAUUGCCUAUCAAGAAACGUAAGACACGUGAGGCUGUCAGUAUAGAGAUCACCAAGCCAACUCCUCCUCCUCCAAGCAACACAGGGGAAUGGAGUUCCAAAGGACAGCGAAUGGCUGCCAAGAGCCCAGGGCGCCGCAGCAAAGAAAGCAGCCCUAAAGGGCGGGGUGGCAAUGCUGUGUCAACCCCCGCCCCUUCCUCUUCUCCGGGCAAGAAGGAUCAGCACCUCCCUCCCCAUCAGCCAUCUUUGGAGCCCCAGGGCACCUCCCCUGCUCAGUCCCCUGAAAGCCCCAAGGACAGCAAGAGCCUUCCAGUUGAGCCCCAGGACUUGAGCAGCAAGAGCUAUAAAGAGGAGAGGGCUCCAGAAAGUGAUGGCUGUCCUAAAGAGCCACCUAAGACUCAAUCUGGUGGUACCGCCAUGUCCUACAAACAUGAGCGCAAAGAUACUGUGUCGUCCUCCACGGCCUUGUCCCGACCUACAAACAGGGACGAGGCCGUGGACACCAGGACACCUGUGUCAGAGCGGGUCAGCUGACUUUGCGGGGGGUGAGUGAGCAAGUGAGCGCCAGAGGUAACAAAGAGAGGAGCAGGCACUCUCAGCCCCACACACCCAAAUGAGACUCCAGGCAGCUGCCGGGUAGAAUUCUCUUUUCCCACAAUGCCCUGGCUUUCAAUCAAUCAGCUUACCCCCAAACUAUCCCUCUGUGUCCCUCAUUCCCCCCCCCCCAUUUUUAAUACAGACAAGCACAGUGUGGGGUACAGAAACAUGCCUCCCAGGGCUGGAAGCCACUUUGCACUUUUUCUACAGAACUGGGGCCCAUUCUUCCCCCCUCCCCCCCACCCCCCAAUCUGCCUGGCUCCUUCUGCCAUUGCUUUGCUGAGAAAUACUACUGACAAGGCAAGCUGUUGGCAGGGGAGAAAUAGCUUCAAACUCUGGCUUGUUGCCCUGAUCCUGUCUGCCCUCCAUAUUAUAGAGGCCCCAUCAACAGAUCAGGUGGAGAGGGGCCCACGUGUGUAUUCCACUCCACCUCCCUAGUGCCAUGUAAUGUAGUUGUCCAGUCUUAGUUGGAGUUCUGUAGUUUUCAGUAGGGUGUGUGCGCAUGUGUACACAUGAAAGAGAGAGAGAAAUAGGGUUGUGGUAUAUUGGGGAACUAAUAUCCCUCAUCUGCCAUUUAGGCCAGCAGUUAGGAAGAAUAUCCUCUCCCCGCAUCCCCCCCAAGAAUAGCUCUGCUGCUAAGAGACCACUGGGAUACUAGGUGCAGCUUUGUAUUAAUGUCCUCCUUUCCUGUGUCAAUCCUGAAAGGAGAGGCCUUUGAUUUUGUUGAAACAAUCUGUGUGCUGAAUGGCAUGUGUGUGUGAGCUUGUCACAUGCCAAGAGUUAAAAAGAGACGUUCUUCCAGUUACUGUCAAUGAUGUUAGCUUAGGAAACUGUUUGCACUAAUGGAGGCCUUUGUCCAUUUGUUUGGGGGAGGUGGGGGGGGCACAGUGGUGUGAAGGAUGUACAGAGUGUGCCUGUGUGUAUCAAAUGGGGCAUUGGACUGAACACUGGCUCACCUCUCCACCUGACUUCUUGUUCAGGAAAGUAGCCCAAUGUGUGUAAAACUACCUGUAAUUCUUUGUGGGAUUGGUACAUGGCAAUGGCUGAAUUGAGAAGCGUAGUUGCUUCCAAUAAUUUCCCUACAGUUGGCAACCAAGCUCUUCCAAGGCUGUUGAGCACAUAUCGCCUCUCUCCCCGGGAAAGCAGGUCUCAACAGAAGCGUAGCGUUUUAUUGUGUAUGAGACUUUGUCUGCAAUUAAGGUCUAUUUUGUUCCCCUUCCUAAUAGCAGAAAACAGCGGGGGGAAGGGGAAGGACAUUGGCCAUGCUAGUCCGCUUAUUUUUAUUUAAGUGAAUAUGUAGCACAGUGUCUCUCCUUACCUUUUCUGGACUGUAGCAAAUAAGAAGAAGAAAGGAAGCCUGGGUCCCAGUCAAAGUUUAGGCAGAAAGUAGCUAUCUUAAAUAGCUCCCCACCCUCCCCAUGGUGUGAAAUGAUUAAACAAGCCCAAUCUUGUUUUCAUGGGUCUUUGAGGACCCUAAUAGACAUACAUCCUGACAUCUAUGAUAAUUUUUGUUUCAUCAAGAAGUUAGCACUCUAAAAGUCAGAAAGUAUUCAGAGCAGUAGCUGUUUACCGUCUAAAUAUGUGCCCUCCGAUCCUUGUUAGUUGUUACUGGGAGAAAAUUAGAGAUUCCUAUAAUAGCAUCUCCUCCCCCUUUUCUAGUGUAGCAGUUUGCUUGCAGGAACGGCAAAAUUUAGAACAGGAAAAUUAUUUUGAGAGAGGGGAAUAAUUACAUUUUUUUCUUAGCAAAAUUGGGAGUUCCUACAGAUUUAUAUGUACAUAUAUACAUACAUAGGCUCUUAGGAGUUAUGUCUGUUUGAGACCUUGGAGAGCCUCGUUGGCAUAGAUGACUUUUCUCUGUUCUUGCCUAUGUACCAGACAUUGGAAUAAAAAUUCUUUGUGCAUAAGCAGCCAAAGUGAAGUUAUUAGCCUUAGAAUAUGUUCUGCUCAUAAGAAAAAGAUUCGGUUUUCUUUGUGGGGAGACUGAUGAGAUUUAGCCCUGCAGCAACACAGAUUUAUUUAUUUUUCUUCACUUCUUUAGCAUAAUCAGAACUGAAAGUUUGAUUUCCCCUCCCUUCUCCUUGAUUUGCAGUAAGGUUGGGGCUGCCUUCUCUUCUUUCUUUAUCAAGAAUAAAAACCAAGCCCCUUUCUUAAUCGUUAGAAUUUGGGCUACAAUCUGUAGCUAAAUGAUUAAUUCCCUUUGUACCCGAAAGCAACAAUCUGAAACUAGCUCAUUAUUAAUUGGAAUGAUGUCUCUGUGCUGAGAAGUACAUAUGGAAACCUGAUAGAAAAAUGUAAAGAAGCACGCACAAGGGGGAAAAAAGGAGGAAAUUACUUUGCAACAAUUUAAACUCUUUAAGGGCUCUUCCUCAAUAUUAAAAAAAAGGCACAAAUUUAUUUUGGCAGGGGAGGGAGUCUCCUAGUUUUCCAAACCACAGUAAAUAUCCUCCUGUCUGGGAAAGAGAUGGGAAAAAUGCAGUACACUUUGAGGGUGUAUUUGGGGAUUUCUAAGGCUUUGCAUUUGACUGAGAAAUCUAGUUGAGAAUUAUCGUCCCUCUUGCUCCAGCUUCUAAGCCUGCAGAGACAACCUUCUAGUGUAUUAAUUUUUCUAAGUUAUGAGAUUCUUUUGGUAAAUGGAAUAGAACCUUACAUUUCAUUCCACUUUGGGGUCACUUCUAAUGGGCCUUUUUUUAAAAAUAGUAAACAUAUACAGACAUAUGUCAAAAUUGAAAGUGUGACAGAUAACAAUUGGGUGAGUUUUACAGAGCACUUAUCCUUGGAAGUCAAAGUUUAAUUGUAUAGAUACACAUCAUGAAAGUUUCCACAGAAAAAUAUCAUGGUAAAACAGCUCUUUAGCCUGUCCAGCUUGAAACACAAGAGCCACAUCAAGAAUAAACAAUAGUGAUAGCAAUCUUUCCAAUUGGAAUAUUGACUUUUUAAAAGAAAUCAGUUUGGGUUAUAACUGAAGCUUAAACUGGCUGUAGAGGUCACCAUUCUGUUUAGUUUUUUUUAAUCAGGUGAAGAGGAUAGAUUAAAUAUUUCCUGCAGUUUAGUCCUACAGUCUGAUAUAUACAGGUGUUUGCAGGAUGAAAAGCAUACUCAAGCUGGGCUUAGAGUGCCACUGUUACAAUGCAAGCUACACCUCUUUCAUAUGUGCAAUAUCACAAUACUUGCACAUGAGUGGAGCUUGUGUUAAAUUUGUGACAAUGCCUUCAUCUUGGGUUUCCCCAAUAGCAGACUGGAUACCUGCUGACACAAACAUUUUCAUUCAUACACACAUUCUCCUCAGAAGAAUUCUAGUAACAGGAAUUAGGUUGGAUAGGAAAAAAAUCCUUGGGGAGAGAAUGAUGGGAGGAACUAGCACACAGGGAGAACAUUGCUUUUAUGUAACUGCCUGCACUUAUGCCCUAAAACAUGGGAACCACAUUUCCAGUUCAGACAUUAGAACAAGCUUACGGCUAAGCAAGCGUGUUGUCAGUUUAGUCCUGUCCCUAUAAUAUAGGGUAUUGCUGCAUUCCAGUGACUUUUUAGGAUUCAUAAUACUGUAGUGUAUAGCUGAGUCUACAAAUGAGGCUGCAGCUCUGCAGGAAAUAGGCUCAGCAUUUGAAGUUUUUAGCAUUUGAACCUUCUGAACUUAACAUAUACCCAUAGAUCUCCUUUAGUUUAGUUUACUGUUUGAGAGUUUUGAAAGCCUCGUGCCUUCCUACUUAUUUGGCAAAGAUCAUUUAGAAAAAUGUAGCUUUUGCUAUCACGAGAGGCGCUACUCUCCCAGCCAUGUACCUUUCAAAAGAUAUAGGUGACUGCUUUAAUGCACUUUAAAGCCAAGAGAGAAUAUUCUUUCUUGCUUUCUUCCUGUUUGGGUGGACAGUAGAGCCACAAGCCCAUUGAGAUCACAUGGUUUUAACAAUGUUUUGCAAAUAGUUUUAAGAAUGGGUUAAAUUUAAUAUGGGGUCAGAUGGGGAUAUUAAAGGAAGCUUCAAACGUUAAGAUUUUGGGGUACCUUUAAUUUAGGAUACCUAUGAACAUGUAUGGAGUUUGAAACAAAAAUCCAAAUUAGAAUAUCAGUACCCAUAUGUCAGUUAAAAUCAUAUUUGUACUCAGUCUAAUCUAUUGUUACCUGGAUUUGAAUAACUUGUAAAACCACAGGGUUUUUUUAAAAAAAAAAUCUCGUGUGUCUUGACAUUCCAAACAAGUCAAAAGGUGACACUUUUACACUAUUUCCCUUCCUUGAGUUAUGACGUAGGGUGGGAACUUGAAGGUUCGUUUUGUCAGCAAGAGCCAAACUAGAUCCUUGUAGGCAGACCAGGAUUGCUGCUUGAUUGCUACAAAGUGAUUGUAAGAGAGGCAGUUUUUGCACCAGAGAAACAGCAGGCGAGCAAAAAGUUUUAAUUCUGCUUGCUUUUUUUCUGACUCUCCCUGCCUUCCUCUCCCAGCACAUGAACAUUUCUUUGCUGCAUAUAUGGCAUUCAUCUUGCUCCGCUUUGCAGCUGAUUACAGACCUGGGUCUUCCACCAAAAUCUAGUUCAACCCAAAGAAAGGAUUGAGAAAGUAGAGCAGGAGUAGAAGAAGUCUGGCCUCUUCCCACCAUUCCUUCUUAAAGAUGUUGUUGGAACUAGCUGCUUUUCCAGAGUGCAUUACAUCAGUAGUAGCUUCACUGGCAAACUGCUUAUUUACAGGGAUACCAAGUGACUAUCUUUACUCCUAGCUCUGCCCACUUCCACCCAGCUCAUCCUGAAGACACAUGUGGAUAGUGCCUGGAGUUUUGAGAGACUGUGCAAGAGGGAUUUACCUUGUUAGCAUUGUGAACCACCUGAUGUUUCUGUGUCAAGUGAAAAUAAACUUCUUGUCAGUUUCAAUUAUUAUCCAAUAAUGUGUAGAGUUUAACGUUAGAUCUAAAUCUUUUUUUUGUUUGGGGAUUUAAUUUCUGUUUUGUGUGUGCGUGUGUGGUGUUUUUUUUUUUUAAGGCACCAAGUAGAGACAGAAAAAAAAAUGUCUAAUUUUAUAUAUCUGUAUAUUGCAUUAUAAAUGAGGGGUAGCUUUUUUCUGCUUAUUGCACCACUUACCAAAUAAGGAUAACAGACUGACAAGGAAUGGUAUGGUCUGUUGAGAAAUUAUUACAUGUUGUUUUCUUUACUAUUACUCCUAAUCCUUCAGUAUCAUAGCAAGGGAAAAGAAAACGCCCUUCACGAUUGUCUGCCAGUAAAUGCCAGAACAGAAGAUACAUUCAGCUGGGCUGGUCUCACACUUUUUGGAAGCGUUUUAUUUUUUUCUUUUUGCUCAAUGGGUUUGAAAAAAUAACAGGAUGAUCACAUAUGGUCAAUGUUUUAUUUUUUUGCACUCAAAUCUACUUGUGGGGAAGGGCAUUGAUUUGGGCCUAGGAAGAUCAAGUGAAGAAAAUGUGGAGUAUUUGGUCUGUAUUGUGACUUUCCUCUCUAAAAAUAUUUUCAGUUUAACUAGAGCCUAACUAAUGUUCUUGGCAUGAUUUAGCUCUAUUGAUUAUGGCUACUUCCAAUUAGCCUGUAGUGUAAUUUUUGGAAAACUACUAUUGGUCCUAAACUGAACUUCUCAGUGCUCUUCCUCAGUUUCUUCAGAGCAAAGUUCUGACCUGGCUUCUCAACCUCCCACUUUUACUGUUUUUAAAGCUUAUAUUUCUCCUACCACUCCCUUUCAUUUUGUGCAUUGCGUGCCAUCUGGCAUAAAUUGGAAGCACUCCACGAUAGCAUGUUCCCUUCUUUAGCUGAUAACCUGCCCCUUAUAUUCACUUCUCGCCCCUCUCUUCCCUGCAUGUUUAGCAAAAAAACCUAGGUCUGAUUUCCAAAGACAUCACGUAUGGAUUUGAUGUUGUACCUUCAUGGAUCAGUGUCGCACUGCAUCCGGCUAUGGAUCCCGGAAAGAAAAAGGUGUGAACAAAAAGGCACAUGUCAAAUAUUUGGGUGGUGGAAAUGAAGUAUUUGACUCUCUCUCUUCUUUUUCUACUGAUCAAACCUGUUUCAUAGUAUUUCUCAGAGAGAAUGAUUUAUCAAGUUUUUUUUUCCUUCAAAUUGGACUUUGUCCAUUCUCCUCUUAGGGUUGCUUAUGCUUGCAUGAGUGAUUGCUGAGAUGUUCAGUUUGUGUCACAAUAAUUUUGUAUUAAAGCUUUCGUUUUGUUGACAUCUUUGACAUUACAGCUCAAGUAACAUUCAUCAAAUCAAAGGCUGAUGUGUUUGGAAGCAGAUCGUUAAGCAAAAAAAAAUAGCUUGCCAGCACUUUACUGACAAGAGUUCUCAUCAUAUCCCAAAAGGCACCGUUAGAAAAGAGGACCAAAUAUGACAAUUUCCUGUCUGGCAGUUUUCACUUGCAAGUUGUGGAAAUCAGCAAUAUCCGCUCAAGAGUAGCAGCUUAAAAUUGCCGUUCUUCCAAAAGCAAAAACCGAGCAGUAGAUUACACUUCUCUGAGGGACAGUGUUACUAUAUUCUUCCUAAUUGAGGUUGGGGAAGAAAAUUUCUCAGUCCAUAAAUUGACAUACAUAAAAUUUUCUUCCAGUUAUGUUUUUCCUCCUUUAAGCCAUGUAGAUGAGCAGUACUUACUGUGGUUGUCUUAUCUCUGCAUGAAGUGGCAGAAGAGUUGGACAUCAAUUGGUUUUCUUCUAUGAGUGCAAAAAAAAAAAAAAAAGACUUUCCUCCCUUUAUUGUACAGGCAGAGGGAUGGUGGGAAAUCCUUUCUCCUGCUUCCAUAAAUCAACACGCCGCUAAUUAACAAACCAACUUCCUUCUGCUUCACAAUUCAAUAGUGAUCACUAUAAGACCAAAUAUUGCAAGGACUGUUAUUAAAUGUAUGCUGAGUGCUUGCUACCUUGUACAGCUCUUAAUCCUCACAUAGCCAACUAACUCUAUCCAGUAACAUUUCUUUUAAAAAAUAAAUAAAUUCCAGAGACACAAGAAUUUGGGGUUGGGGUGGGAGUUGUUUUUUUAUUUUCUUUUAAAUAGUGUUUUUUUUUCCUCAGAGGGGGGAUGUAACAGAAAAGAACUGUGGUAUUUGAGACUCAUUGUGUGUAGGGUUUUAUCUCCCCAUCCUGAAAAAAGGAAUGUCAAUGAAAACCUUUUGUGUGUGUGUGUGUGUGUGUUUAUUUUAUUGGUCCACGAGUUUGUAUCGUGAACAUUUCUGUAAAGUAAUUGUUCCAGGCACAAAUGCUUCAAAUGUGAGUGUCAAAUAUAUGUAUAUAUUUUAAAAGGGAGGAAAGGUAUAUGCUUUUAUUUUUGUCUUACCAUUGGCAGUAGGGAGAAAGGGGUAGUUUAGGCAAUUUUUUUAACAACUUCCCAGGGUAUUUUGUAUGCUUCAAUUUCUAAUAAUCUACUACCAGAUGUCAGUGUAUCAAAGAAAUUAGACUAUGCUUAGACUCCUUCAUUGAAACAUUCAUUUGGCAGGAAUGCAAUAGUAAAAACAUGAAACAAAACCCAGGAGGAACUUCAUAAAGUUUUCAUUUUUAAUAAUCCACUACCAGAAGGCAAUAUAGGAAAAAAAGGAAAGCGGUUCUGUAGAUUCCUUCAUUGAACACCUAUUAAGGGAAGAUGAAUAAAGUAGCAAAUCAGGAUCUAGCAUUAUAAAUAUUUCAAAGAAUGCAUUGAAACUCUAAAAAUCAUAAUUAGCACUCUUAUAAGUUGGGCUCUAUUUUGUCUUUAAGGAUUGCCCCACUAAUAUUUUUAAUGCUGAAAAAUCACAGUUGAUCCACAUGAAUGAUCCUUCCAUACUUAAUCUCUAAUUUUAGGAAAAAUAAAUAUUAAGAAACUUUCCACUGAGGUUAAGUAGAGCUUCCUUGGCUCUUUUGAAGACUUUUAAAUAUAUAUACUUUAUUGUAUACCCCUAACCCAUAUUUCCUGACCACACUUUGCAUUUGUUUGAUGCGUUUUUGGGACAAUUACUUUUAAGAAUUCUGAGUAAAUUGUUUAAUAAAACUUAAAAAUUGAUUGCUCUUUUUGUAGGUUUUGUCUACAGCCAAAAAAAAAUAAAAAAUACUGAAAGCACUGACUAUAUUUAAAAAAAAGAAGAAAAAAGAAAUUUAAUAAAGGAAAAUUUGUAUAAUUUCAGUAAGAAAAUAACAAAAUCCGUCUGAAUGUACAUGUAUAUGUUUAAAAGAAAUCCACCAAAAUCCCUCCCUACCCUUGUAUCCUAUUUAUUAUAUAAAACGUUUGCCUUAUAAAUUUACAAGAAAAGUCAUUUCUUUAUGAGUGUCUCUUAUCUUUUGUUGUUAAAAACAAGCAUUUUUCUCUUCCUUUGGGGGAAAAAUACUGUGGAAACUGCAUAUAUAUAUGCAUUCAUAUAAAAGAAUAAUUUAUAUUUUUAUGUUAAAAAAUACAUGCAGGCCCAGUUUUAGCACUCAGCAUGCAUUCUACACAGUAAUCUAGUUGCAUCUCAUGUUGGUAAGUACUGUAUUCUGUGCUAGAAUUGGAUUAUAAACCUAUGUAAAAUGUUACAGAUCUGUUUGAGCCUUUUAUUACCAAGGUAGAAAUGUUCUGCCCUGCCAUUAAAAUAUAAUAUUUUUUUCUCUGU
Thamnophis elegans (Western terrestrial garter snake) is the source of this 10055-nucleotide messenger RNA. It is a transcript of the gene MECP2, whose product is annotated as methyl-CpG binding protein 2. The coding region runs from base 42 to 1469 and encodes 475 amino acids. The record is from RefSeq and is a predicted model, not a curated record. Gene Ontology annotation, molecular function: double-stranded methylated DNA binding; chromatin binding; methyl-CpG binding. Lineage: Eukaryota; Metazoa; Chordata; Lepidosauria; Squamata; Natricidae. Gene Ontology annotation, biological process: negative regulation of transcription by RNA polymerase II. The transcript is spliced from 3 exons. Gene Ontology annotation, cellular component: nucleus; heterochromatin.